ACCAGCAAGAUGGCGGCGCCCAUGUCUGCGUGAGGGCGAUCUGUUUUUCUCUAAAGUUUAAAAGGAUUCGACACAAAUUCGAAGAAGAUGCUGCGUUCAAAGGUUCUUGCCAGUUUCCGAGCCCUACACAGAGCCAGGAAAGACGUGUUUAAGGGAGACACGGCUGCAUUAGAAGCUGCUCGACAGAGAAUAAACCAGGAGUUCGAGAAACACAAAACAGAAACAGACCCGAGCAAAAUUGAAGAGCUGGUUAAAGUUGCGGAGGACACAGCGGUUUAUGUGAGACAAAUGGUUGUGCAGGCACAGAUGAACGAAGCAGGCAGAUAUGAGCUGCGGAUACGUAAGGACAGUGGUGUUCUUGUGGACAACGCCAAGCUGAAACUGAAGGAGCCACGGAGAACACGGAAGAACAGAACACAGGACAAGAGAUAGUAGAACACGUUUGUAGGCACCGUACUUGGGGGGGGUACCCUUUACGUUGUAGGACCAAGAAUUUUUGGAAAAGGGGAUUUCUAGUACUCAAACAAUUAAUCUAAUAGUAAAUAGUUAUGAAAGAGGAAAGGAGCAUCCCUCUAUCUCAAUAGAAAUUCAUUUGUUUCAGCAAUUACUUUAAGAAGGGGAGGGGCAGUUUUUUGUCGUUCUAUCUCAUCUACAAAGUUUCUAGAGGCUGUUGUUUUGUUGCACGGUUAGAAGAUCUGGAUAUUUCAGAUGUUUUUCCUUGGAUGUAGCUAGGUGGAGGAAAUUCUUGAAAUGGUAUUAAAAGUUACAUCUAUAGAGAAGUUUCAUCUGAGUUUUGUCCAUGUCUCAGUCAGUAGCAUAGUGUGGCCCAAAGGUUAGAGCUGAGAGUUUUCAUUCCAGCUGUUGUCACUGGACUGUAGUGCUCAUAGUCCAAUCUUUAGUGACCCUGCCUUGGGAUCAAGAGGUUAGGGGUUUGAAUCCCGGCCGUU
This is a messenger RNA of Branchiostoma belcheri (Belcher's lancelet), 947 nucleotides long. RefSeq names its product complex III assembly factor LYRM7-like. Bases 88 to 432 code for a protein of 114 amino acids. Gene Ontology annotation, biological process: mitochondrial respiratory chain complex III assembly. The record is from RefSeq and is a predicted model, not a curated record. The transcript is spliced from 5 exons. NCBI's taxonomy places the organism in Eukaryota, Metazoa, Chordata, Leptocardii, Amphioxiformes, Branchiostomatidae.